ACUAAGUUUGGUCUACCAGUCCGCUUGGGGGCGGUAGCACUUUGGCUUCAAGGUGGUUUUCCAGAAACACCGUUAACGUAUCUGCAAGGGAAGAGGUAGGCCCUUUCAAGUCUCAUGUUCAUCCCGCGUAAACAAAGCUAGCUAGCUAACUUUUGACAGAAGGAGAAGAACCAAAAUAGAGCAAGGACUGACUUGCCUGGCACUAGCAAUUCUUGGUCAACCACAUUGUGUGAGGUUUAAUGGAAUCUCACACCCUCAAAUGCUGCAAAUAGUUGAAUGUUUUCUAGGGCUUUCCUUGCACCAUGGCUCGACCACUGGGAGAAAGCCAUAAAAGGUUCCUGCAAACUAUGAUGGUCAAUGGGAUCAUUGAUGGUGCCAAGGCAAGGGCUCUUCACCGGCAUUGCUGUGAGACACACGGUGCACACUAUGCUCAUGAUAAACUUGAUGAAUUCAUUGAGGUUAUCAAUGCCCAGCUACAGCCCAUGUUCAUGCAGAUCAGGAAAGGGAUGUCUGAGGAGGAUGGUCUUCAGUACCAUGCUUUGGUGAACAUGGCUGAAACUGAUGUGACCAGGAUGUCAACUGAUUAUGCAGACAACGAGUUGGAAUUAUUCCGAAAAACAAUGGACCUGAUUGUGGACUCUGACAAUGGAACCGCCUCUUCCACAGACAUUCUUAACUGUGCCGACAGCCUCCAGACAAAGAAGCUAAAGAAAAGAGAAACGGAACAUGUACUGAACAGGCUUGUUCAGGAUAAGUGGCUGAAUGAGAAAAAUGGUGACUACUCUCUCUCCACUCGAUGUAUAAUGGAGAUGGAGCAAUAUAUUCGGAUGUUGUAUCAAGACCAGGUCAAGGUCUGCCACAUCUGUCACAAUGUGGCCUUGCAGUGCCAGAUGUGUGAAAAUCCUACAUGUGGCAUCAAAAUCCACACCCCUUGUGUCGCCAGAUACUUCAAAGGAAGGACUGAUCCACGAUGCCCUGCCUGUGAGGACUUCUGGCCACAUGAGAUUCCAGAUGUGUAUAGAUCUCCGUCCUCUCAGAGCGAGACUCAGUCAGCAGCCAAAGAGAAUACGGUCCCCACUCCUCGGUCUACAGCUCAGAUCCGGAGGACCAGGAGGUCAUAACCUCACGGAUGCAUGUAUAGCUGUCAGAACUUUCAGUACAAUGUUUUGCCUUCAUUCAAAUGUACAAAUCAAUCUAGUUAAGUUUGAAAGUUGAAAACGUUUUUAUAAUUGUAUAUCAAAUGUUAGAUACUUUCAGGAGAACAUCUUUCAUUGAAUUGUCAAUGGUCUCCCGUGAGCUCCUCUUAACUUGAUUAUCUUAAUUUUUAUUAAGUUACUUUCUAGGGGAGCAAUUCUGGGAAGUGUGGCAACUACAAUCAUUCUUUCAGGCAGUUUAAAUGGAAAGCUGUGUUUACAUCAUUUGUGCCUGUGGUUCAUUAGGUUGUUAAAUUAGAAUAGUACUGCCUUAUUUGAAUAAAUUAUGGAAAUGACCUAA
This is a messenger RNA of Oncorhynchus masou masou (cherry salmon), 1494 nucleotides long. RefSeq names its product non-structural maintenance of chromosomes element 1 homolog. NCBI's taxonomy places the organism in Eukaryota, Metazoa, Chordata, Actinopteri, Salmoniformes, Salmonidae. Gene Ontology annotation, biological process: double-strand break repair via homologous recombination. Bases 303 to 1121 code for a protein of 272 amino acids. Gene Ontology annotation, cellular component: Smc5-Smc6 complex; nucleus. Gene Ontology annotation, molecular function: ubiquitin-protein transferase activity. The record is from RefSeq and is a predicted model, not a curated record. The transcript has 8 exons.